AUGAUUAUGUCCAUUGCCCACGGCGCUAACGACAUUUCUAAUGCUAUUGGGCCCUUCACAACGGAGUACGUGGUCUGGAAGUCGGGCGUUGUUAGUAAAAAGUCCGACACCCCUGAAUGGAUUAAGGCUGUUGGUGGCAUCACACUUGGAGUUGGCUUCUGGACCUUUGGCUACCACAUGAUGCGCAACCUUGGUAACCGAAUCACUAAGCAUUCUCCUACGCGCGGCUACUCGAUGGAGCUAUGCAUUACCGGUGCCGUGGUCGGUGUCGCGCUCGUCAACUGGGAUCUUAAGUCUAUUAACUGGAAACAGCUCGGCAAAAUCUUCAUUGGCUGGUGCUUGACUGUGCCUUGUGCUGGUUUGAUUGCUGGUAUCCUGAUGGGUAUUGCUAUUAACGUUCCUCAAUGGACUCACAAAUAA
Messenger RNA from Akanthomyces muscarius, 420 nucleotides. RefSeq lists its product as uncharacterized. Gene Ontology annotation, cellular component: membrane. The transcript has 2 exons. Bases 1 to 420 code for a protein of 139 amino acids. Gene Ontology annotation, biological process: phosphate ion transmembrane transport. NCBI's taxonomy places the organism in Eukaryota, Fungi, Ascomycota, Sordariomycetes, Hypocreales, Cordycipitaceae. The record is from RefSeq and is a predicted model, not a curated record.